This is a messenger RNA of Nomascus leucogenys (northern white-cheeked gibbon), 1324 nucleotides long. RefSeq lists its product as uncharacterized. The annotation marks the transcript as partial. The record is from RefSeq and is a predicted model, not a curated record. The transcript is spliced from 2 exons. NCBI's taxonomy places the organism in Eukaryota, Metazoa, Chordata, Mammalia, Primates, Hylobatidae.
CUUAUUCCACUAAGCUCAACAAAUUUCCUGUAUUUAAUAUUAAUGAUGACUUGAAUGAUCUGUGUACCAGUGCAGUAAGCCCAAAUACUACCAAAGCCACGCGGUACGCCUUGAAUGUGUGGCGAUAUUGGUGCAUGACCAACGGGCUCAAAGACCACACAGACAUCACCAAGAUCCCUGCAGUGAAGUUGAACGAGCUGCUCGAGAACUUUUAUGUCACCGUUAAGAAGAGCGACGGCUCAGACUUCCUGGCCACCUCGCUCCAUGCUAUUCGCCGAGGCCUGGACCGCAUCCUGAAGAAUGCAGGUGUCGGCUUUUCCAUCACCAGCAGCACCUUCAGCUCCUCCACCAAGAAACUGAAGGAGAAGCUGUGGGUGCUGAGUAAGGCAGGCAUGUCGGGCGCGCGUUCUCGCAACAUCGUCUACUUCUCCCUUUCUGACGAGGAGGAGAUGUGGCAGGCAGGGUGUCUGGGGGAUGACAGCCCUAUCACUCUCCUGUCCACUGUGGUCAAGUACAACAGCCAGUACCUGAACAUGCGGACGCUGCAGGAGCAUGCGGAUCUGAUGUACGGUGACAUCGAGCUGCUCAAAGACCCCCAAAACCAGCCCUACUUUGCCCGGACAGACAGCGUCAAGCGGGAGAGUCGGAGCGGCUCCACCAGAGUGUGUCAUGGGAAAAUCUACCAUGAGCAUUCCCGGGGACACAAACAGUGCCCUUACUGCCUCCUCUACAAGUACAUGUACAUCCACCGGCCGCCCACCCAAAUGGAGGCCAAGUCCCCCUUCUACCUGACUGCCAGGAAGGAGGCCACAGACAUGGGCAGCGUGUGGUAUGAGGAGCAGAGGAUGGGGCUGCGCUCUCUUCGGGGAAUUGUCCCAAACUUAGCCAAGAAGGUCAAGCUGGAAAACUGUGAGAACUUCACCUUUGUCUCGUUCACUCAGGUCUCCCGGAGGCUUGGCUCCCACAGCUGCUGCCAGUGAGCCCUCCCUGGGGCCUGGCCACUGCCCUGUCACUUGCUCAGUGGGCUCUCCCUCGACCGGCCAGGGCUGGAGCAGCUGGAGCUCCUCGGAGGCAGGGGCUGACCAGGUGUGACCUCCCGGUCUGGCGGCUCUCCCCUGGUGUGGCCUGCUCUCCCUUUGACUUGGGGUUUGCUUUUUAAAAUGAAACUAGAUGAGUCUAAAUCAUUCGGAUGGUUUAUCCAAAUGUGCGUCAACUUUGUUAGCUUUUAGAAUCUAACACAAUGUAUAAUUGCUACAUACAAGAGUGAGGAAAUUCAUUUUCUCUAGUGCCUUUCUAGCACAGAUUUUCUCAAAAAAAAAAAAAA